AUGAAGGAGCAACUACCAGCGCCAUAUCAUGUCAACACGUGGUUCUUUGUAUGCGGACCGCUUGCUGUCAACACAUUUUUGCUCGGAAUAGCAAUAAAUUUACAUAUAUUUAAUAAGAACAAAUUAGCAUUUGACCGGGUGAUGGACAUGCGAUCAGACGAAGUGCCGACAGCUAGUGGAGUGUUCAAGACGGCUGUCUUUAUGUUUCUAUUGCAAUUUUUGCUUUUCAAUGGAGAAGCAUCUAGACGUGGUGAUACUUUUGGAGUAGAUGAAACACACAUGGAAAUCUUGCUACUAGGUUAUGUCGCUAUUGCAGCCACAUUACUCUUAUGUCCGCUUGAUAUCUUGCACUUCAAGUUUCGGAUGUUUAUACUGCGUAGAUUGGCACGUUGUUUCUGGCCAUUUCAGCAGUUUUCUUUUAAAUUGCCACCACAUGCAACGCCUUUCAUUGAAGUGUUUAUAGCUGACGGUAUGACAUCACUAUCGAAAUUCAUUCAGGAUUUGUCCGUGGGGCUUUUGUUGUUAUUAAUGUCAUUCCACAGCGAUCCGGAAGACUUGCGAGAAUCGUAUAUGUCCAAACUCAAAGAGUCACCAUUACCAUACUUUGCAGCAAGUACACCGUACAUCAUUCGAGCGACACAGUGUUUAAUUUCAUUCCAACGGACGCAAAGUGUAAAUGAUCGAUUUCUUCACCUUUUAAAUACCAUGAAAUACUGCUCGAGUCUGCUGGUCAUUUCAGCCGGAGCGUAUCCCAUGCUACGAGGGCUUGCGCGACCGGAGCGGAGCAGCUUUUUCUUAUUUUGUGCAGUAUUUAACUCGCUUUACUCAUUUCUGUGGGAUGUCGUCAUGGAUUGGGGUCUUGGUCAGCCUCGAUUGCCUAGAAGAAUUGCCUUCUUGCGUCACCACUUAACUUAUCGGCCACGAAAAAUUUAUUAUGUCAUUAUCGUACUGGAUUUUGUACUCCGUAUCAUGUGGGUGACCAAGUGGUGGGAUUGGAUGCAUCGUGGUGUUCAUUUUAAACUCAUUUCCCAAAUUGCUGAAGUCGCACGUCGUAUUGUUUGGAAUUGUGUACGUGUGGAAUGGCAGUGCAUCAAACUGGAUAUCCUUUCUACUAAAAAGCUUUCUGCCGACAGUCUUGAACUCGAAGAGUUUGUUGAAAAGGUACCAUUGAUGCAGGAUAAUCAAGAAGGUACUCGUGAGGACAUGAAACCCAGACUGAGAACACCAAGUCGUCCGAAUUCGUUCGUAAUUGAGCACAGUGGCACUGAAUUAAACACUCCGAACUCUCUUCAUGAGAAUGAACCGUUUAUUCCAGUUGAUGAUAGCACAGAAACGCAAUCGGAUGAUAUGGUCACCCCUCUUGACAUUACCGUCACUCAUCUUCCAGAACAUCCUCAAACGAUGCUCGUGACUCACGGUGAUACGUAUCAAUGA
This is a messenger RNA of Plasmopara halstedii, 1434 nucleotides long. RefSeq names its product inositol monophosphatase. Gene Ontology annotation, cellular component: cytoplasm; membrane. The transcript is spliced from 2 exons. The record is from RefSeq and is a predicted model, not a curated record. NCBI's taxonomy places the organism in Eukaryota, Oomycota, Peronosporomycetes, Peronosporales, Peronosporaceae. Bases 1 to 1434 code for a protein of 477 amino acids.